AUUAAUCAAUUAUGAUUUUAUAUUAACAUUUAUUACAUUAUUCCUUAUUACUUUCUCACGUUUAUUGAGUGUUUUAUUUUUAGAAACAUCAAAGACAUUUAAUCUGAGACAAAAAUGUCUUGUGGUUUUCCUAAAAAUGUCAUAUCAACAUCAUUUCUAAGAAGUGUAGAAAAUUUAAACGUGCAAAGAAUGUGUAUUAAUAAUUCAUACGACCCCAGUAAUUAUUUACGAUCAAUCAUUAAAUUUCUAUCUGAGGACGGAAUAUUCGCAACAAUCUUCCUCCGGGUGAAGUUUAAGAAAUAUGCGUGAUCAGACGACAUUUAUAUAAAAACAUCGAAUUUUUUGCAUAAUUUGGAGGUUGAUUUCUUCAAAUUUGAACAAUUGCGCAAGUCCCGUUGGGCAUUAUUCAUUAUUAAAAGAGUGCGACCUCACUGUCUAAAAAAAUACGAACAGGAAAACGCGCCUCGGAAUUUAGGGGAUACGUAUAAAAACGUAUGUGAAUUUCGCGUAAUUAUUCAUUCUUCACUCAUUGUUUCAACAACAACUACAAUGUUCAAAAAUAUUAUUUUCGGUUUUGCCUUUAUCACUGUUGCCUUUGCGGCAACCACAAGAAUUUUAUCACCAUUACCGGACCUGCAUUUUCCUCCACCGCUGAAAGUAACGCCGGGCGAUGGAAACCAAAUCAAAAUCCUCAGACAAGAGCAGGAUAUCCGUCCGGACGGAAGCUACCAAUGGGGGUAUGAGACAGAAAAUGGAAUAGUCGCCCAGGAACAGGGACAACUGAGACAAAUCUCUAAGGACGAAUCGGCGAUGCAGGCACAAGGACAAUUCGCUUACGUGUCGCCGGAGGGUGAACCCAUCCAACUGUCUUACAUCGCCGAUGAGAACGGUUUCCAACCGCAAGGGGCACAUCUUCCUGUUCCACCGCCGAUUCCAGCUGCCAUACAAAGAGCCUUGGAAUGGCUGGCCAAAAACCAGAAGUUGUAAAAUUUAACUAAACGAUUAUUCGUUCCACUAGUCUUCUGUUGUUUAUGUAUCGAUUAAAAACUAAUUGUUUUGGAU
Messenger RNA from Aethina tumida (small hive beetle), 1062 nucleotides. RefSeq names its product endocuticle structural glycoprotein ABD-4. The record is from RefSeq and is a predicted model, not a curated record. The coding region runs from base 550 to 987 and encodes 145 amino acids. The transcript has 3 exons. Gene Ontology annotation, molecular function: structural constituent of chitin-based larval cuticle. NCBI's taxonomy places the organism in Eukaryota, Metazoa, Arthropoda, Insecta, Coleoptera, Nitidulidae. Gene Ontology annotation, cellular component: chitin-based extracellular matrix.